Puccinia graminis f. sp. tritici CRL 75-36-700-3 is the source of this 183-nucleotide messenger RNA. RefSeq lists its product as uncharacterized. The transcript has a single exon. The record is from RefSeq and is a predicted model, not a curated record. The coding region runs from base 1 to 183 and encodes 60 amino acids. Lineage: Eukaryota; Fungi; Basidiomycota; Pucciniomycetes; Pucciniales; Pucciniaceae.
AUGGUUGUGGCGAUGUUGUCAAUUGCCCGAGCAAUUUCCCAGUACGGUGGUCCGAAUCAACCGAAACCAACCAAGGGCUUGAGGAACAACUUGAACAUCAUCAACCUGGCUCCAAUGAAGGCUUUAGCCGUUGAGACCGUACGUAAGAUGGUAAAAAGGGUUAGUGACGGGAACAGUCGUUAA